AUGCCCGAGCCCAAUGUUGAGUCUGACGCUGAAGGUGCAUCCGAGGUUGUGACCGUCAAGCAAAAGAAGGGCACUGCUGGGCCUUCUCGUCGUAAGCUGGUGAUUCCUUCACUGCCACAUGGUCAUUUUAACAGGCCUUCCAAGCAUCCUCGCUUCGAUGACUCUGACCUGGAUGACAUCAUGAUGCAGCACUUCCAUGCUGGCACCAUCGUUGUCCCAUCGACCAAGGUCCUCAAGCCGCACUCGUCGAAAGGCAAAGCUCGUGCAAAGGGCUCCUCCAAGAAUGUGGCCGUGAAGUUAGAACUGACUUGUGCUUCGCCAGCCACCAUCGAGCCUUCUGCAGCCAGUACGCAACUCGAGCAGAUGAUUGAGCUCUCGCAGCAGCCUCCUUGCAAAGAAUUGCACCUUGAGGGCUCGCAAGUCAUGAUAUCGUUGGUGCGCUGGGCUUGGGCUGGGGUGAUGCAAAGCAGGCUGUCCACAUAG
This is a messenger RNA of Laetiporus sulphureus 93-53, 483 nucleotides long. RefSeq lists its product as uncharacterized. NCBI's taxonomy places the organism in Eukaryota, Fungi, Basidiomycota, Agaricomycetes, Polyporales, Laetiporaceae. The transcript is spliced from 2 exons. The record is from RefSeq and is a predicted model, not a curated record. The coding region runs from base 1 to 483 and encodes 160 amino acids.